GGUCGCGUAUCCGGGAUCCUUCGAUAGAAAUCCAUCAAAAGAGCACGAGGGAGGGACAGAGUGAACGAACGGCCGUGUGGCACGCGGUUUUACGUUAGUGUCGUUAUCGAUCCACCUGGAGGGAGCCGGUCUGUGUGCAACCGGCAUCAGAUUCUUAAUAGUGAGGAGCUGCGAGGAUUGAACCUGCUCUGUGAAUCUGAGCCCACGUAUAAAACGAGACGUUUUCUUCUGAUGUGAUGGAGGGGGAAGCGUUCUGGGAGUAACUUUGACUCAGGGCCACGUCUGUCUGGCUCAUUGGACGCUCCAGACGGAUAGCUGUGCUGAGGGGAGUCUGAGAAGAGGAAGCUGGGCACUGUGGGAUCUGAGCCAAUGACCUGUAGGAGGAGGGAAGCAGCAUAGAGAGUUGAUUAAAAUGGGGCUGUGGAUCUCUGUACCAGCUCACUGCACGUCUGAGGGCCGCUCGCUCUGCCCCGAGCCAUGCCAGACGUGAAGCCUCCCCCGCCAUGUGACUACCCCUCUACCUCCUCCGUCGCGGCCUCUGCCGGCUCCCCUGCUGGCUGCACCUCUCCGCUCGACCUCGUCAUGGACGUGGAGCCCUGCAUCGCCAACCUCCCCUUGUCUCCUGACCCACUGUCCUCCUUCCCCCGGCACAGAACCAGCGUCCCUCACUAUCCAGGGUUUCAUGGUCCACCUUUUCCCCUCAUGGCCCGGUGUAACAGCAGCACCUUGCUUACAAACUUGGGGCUCAGGUACUGUUCCGGCCAACAGGGCGGUCUGGGGAUGGAGCCAGGUCAGGGAGCAGCCUGCAUUCAUACUGGAAGCAAUGGCAGCAGGCCUUACAGGAGUAUGGAGAACUUAAACUGGAACACUCUGGCAGAUUCUGGUCUGUGCUCGCUCAGCAGUGCUCCCUACAGGAGCGUGGACAGUGAGUUUAUCUUACGCUACACCUCCACUAGCCACUGGUAUGAUGGGUCUCCAGACAGCUCCCAUGGGCUGGCACCCAACCCAGAAAGCCUGGCGUUUUACCCUCGACCCGGACUGCCCAGGAAGGACCUGCCACUCUUCCCUCAGUUGCUGUUUCCAAGUGGUGUGGAUGAAUGGGAUGCGAGGAAGGGCCUAAGAGAGAAACUCCGCCUUCAGAGUGCAAGGUCAGCUGUUGAGCCUCUGAAGCCCCUCCCACUGCGUCCUACGGUGUCCCCGUGCGCUGUACCCAUGGAACGGGAGAGUGUGUAUCACGGGAAGUCAACAGGUCCUGUUUCCAGGCCGCCCACUACAAUGCGCAUCACCAGCCCAGAGGAGAUAAAACAGGAGGUCUUGAGGCGUUUACAGCUCCGUCGGCAGAAUAGUAGCCCCAACCUGGCUCUCCACAGCGCCCCAUCCACCCAGCAGGCAGUUAAGACAUCCUACACAACAGACAGUAUUUCAGGUAACAGAAGCAGAUCAGACUCUACAUUAGAGCCUCGAAGACCUCCUUUGGGACGCUUGCAUAUACCUACUUUUGAGGAGUUUAAGAGGAUGCGGCAGAUGGAGAGGAAGCAGAACCUUGAGUCCACAGUGGAUGCUACACCAUCUGAAAAACCUGUAGCUGACCUUCAGCAAGACCUAGGAGCAUCAGAUGGUGUGAUAAUCCUUUCAGACCCUCAUUUCGAAAAGCAGAGAGAAAAUCCCGAGGCCAUCACGUCCUCAGAGAAACGUACAUUCAACACUGUGAACGCUAACGGCACUGCAGCUCCCGCUCCCUCCUCCAUCUCUGACACCAGCACGUACUCUCCCAUCCGCACGGGGCCCUCUCCACGUUCACCCCUGCCGCCCCAGGGUGGCUCGGCCCAGGAAAAGGCCAGCAACGUAGGAGGGGAUGAUGGGAGUGCCAAGCGUAGGAGGAGCAGUCUGGAACCUGCUGGGUCAGUUCCCUUUCCGCCCAGCAGGGAGAAGUGGGAACGACCCUCCAGCUGCUGCCCUGCUCUUCUGCUGGACGGGACCGAACUGUCUAGCUAUGGAGCCAAGAUCUAUAAGAUGAAGGAUGGUCUCAUUGGCUCUGCACUGGACCUGAUCAAGAAGAGCUGCAGUGCAGAGAUCUCCGCCGAGACCCCCGUCAGGCUGUCAGGUGACCGGGACGGAGGCUGUGACAUCACCGCCCCCUCGGCCGACUGUCAGCCCUCCGCCGUUGCCAUGGCAACGUCGGCAACGGCCUGCGGAGCCAAGGCUGGCGAAGAAGCACCUGCAGGAGAAGGAGGAAGAGAGGAAGCAGGAGAAUGCCACGCUAGUCUGGGCUGCAGGCGCUCCAGCUCGGACGCAGCCUAUGAGCUGGCUGAGACGGUGAGAGCGCAGCGUGAGUGCCGCCUGCGACCCCACUACAGUGACCCCAUGCCGGCCGACGCCUCCAAGCGCAAGCAGCUGGAGAUGAAGAUUGCCGCCGCCGCUCGACUCCACGGCCACCGUCGAGAUCGCGAUAGAGACAGAGACAGUGCACCCGCAGCAAUUCGUGGUCGCUCAGAGCCUCCCGGUGAGGAGCGCCAGGCAGUCUUGGGCGUGACUCGAACCGGACAACACCGCUGGAGCACCAUCAGCAGCCUGAGUGCAGACAGCGGAGUGGUGGGCCUCAGCGAUGAGCGCGACGAAGAGGACAACGAGCCUCGCCGUUACCGCAGAAGCCGGGGAGCCGACGUGGAACGAGUGGACAGCGGCAUCGGGCCGGGUCUGUCCCGCACCUGGAAGAGACCGUCGGCCUCUCUGAGAGCCUGGGAGGCCCAGAGACCGUGUCCGGACUGUGGACUGAGGGACGGGGCCUCGAAAGAACGGGGAGAGCGCAUGUGCGAACGUUGCUCCAAGCUGCGCAUUGAACGCAAGGAAGCCAUCCUGGAGUUUCUGAACACGGAGUCGAGCUACGGCGAGGACCUGCGCAUCAUCAAAGAGGAGUUUUACUGCCCCAUGCAGAGUGCCGGGCUGCUGACCGCUGAGCAGCUCGCCGUGGUGUUCAGCAACGUUCAGGAGUUGAUAGAUGUCAAUGAACGCUUCACCGAACACCUGCAGGACAGCAUCGAUCAGGCCUUUGACCAGGGAGAUGAAGAUCUGCUGACAGUGUACAUAGGAGAGAUCUUUCUGGAGUUUGUCAACAUGCUGCCCGCCUUUCAGACCUACUGUCUGCAGCAGUCCACCUCAGUCAACAUGCUGAAUACACUGGAGAAAGAAAAAGAGCUGCUAAGAAUCUUCCUGGAUGUUUCUCAGAAUGACAACACAGCCCUGCGUCGUAUGAACCUGCGCUCCUUCCUUAUGGCGCCCCUCCAGCGCGUGACCAAGUACCCGCUUUUGUUGAGCCGCAUCAUUAAGGUCACUCCCGAGUGCCACCCCGACUACGCGCGUCUCCGUGAGGCCAAGAGUCGGGUCGAGUCCCACCUGGAGCACAUCAACAUGAAGACCAAGCAGGAGGGCAACGGGGUCACCUGGUCCCUGCGCUCGUUCCGCCGCGACAGCCGCAAGAACCGGGAGGUCAUCAACAUCGAGAUGCGAGAGGUGUCGAUGAAGACGGUGGGGUGGGCGAGGGAAAACACGCGAUUUGUCAUGGAGGGGCCGCUCCAGCUGUCCCAGCCGGCGGACGGUCAGUGGGUGAAGAAGGGCAGCAAGGCUCUCAAGUUCCAGAACGUCCAGAGCCUGCUGAUGGUGAGGACGCAGCGGACGGUUGAGGGACUGUGCGCCGACCUGGUGGCUCGGGGGGAUCAGAUGGAAAGCGGCGGAGAGAGCAUUCGGGACGGAGUGCUGGUUCUGAUCAAGGACAAGAGCAGCGGGAAGUUCACAGUGCUGAGAGAGCCCAUCCGACUGGGGAACUGCGUGGUGUCGACAGAUCCUGACUGCGAGGACACAUUCGAGGUGCUUGACAUCCGGCGGGAGUCUUUCGUUUUCCGCGCCUCUGACAAAUCUCGCACCCAGCAGUGGUUCCACCAGAUUAAGAGGUACGCUCGGGACUUGGGCACCUGGAGGAAAAGACGUAACGCUUUGCCCAACAUCAUGAUCAACACGAACCAAACGCGGUCCUGAGACUAACCACCACUCACCUUUGUUACACUGUAAAUAACCUCCUACUGCAAAAAUCAGCCGACAACAGGAAGCAUUUCCGAGUGACUCCGCUGUCAUAACUCAUUAGAAUUCAAUAACAAUAAAUAAAAAGGGAAGAGAGAAAAAAUCUCAGACUCUCAUGAGGGCAAGAAAACGACGAAGCACUUUGUUUUUGUUACGAAGCUGUAAGUGCGCCAUACUGUCAUAAAAUAUUAUGUAUGUAGAUUUAAUUUGAAACUGUUACAUUACAAGAGCAAAGUCAGAUUGUUGGACGACCAAAUGAAUAACAAAGAAAAAAACUUGGGUCGAUCUCGUCGGCCUUGAUUGUAAAGACUGUAAAGACUCUCGGAGAAGCAGAGCUGUGUUUUUCAGUAAGUAACGUGUGUCUGUUGAACAGCAUGACUGAACAUGACCGACUGCAACGGGAAAAAUUGUAACAUCUUUGUUUUUUUAGUUUCUUUUCUGUUUUUUAAUACAACACAGUGUGACGUAAGAACAUUUCUCAAGGCAGAAAUGUCGUCCACAUCUUUUUGUUCGGUGGUUUUCGUUUGUCGUCACCGCCCUAUUGUGUCCGUGUGCCGCCCUCUACUGUACAUUGGCGGUAGGGCAAUCUUUCACUGCCAGAUAAGCAGUGGAGUAGAGCCUCUCAAAACGGGCUGUACAGACCUGUACGCGUCACCGUCUUUCAGUGAGAACUCACGUAACAGCAAUAAUCUCUGCCAGUUUCAAAGUAAGUAGCUACUGUAUAUGCAUUUCGUUUUCCUGAGGUUUUCCUUUUGGCGUUCAGGUGUUAAUCCUGCUUUACUGUGUCGUUGGGUUUUAUGUGGCACAUUUAACUGGAGUCUGAUUGGUCGGUGGGCACGACUAAAGCUUUCCCUAAUGCUAAGGACGCCUCUGUUACGGUCAUUAUAUUUAAGUGCCAUGAAAGCAGUUUGUGAAGAGUCUCGUCAGUCCUCUUUCUUGGAACAUCCUGUCAAACCGGGUGACGUCAAACACUACCUGUGUGUUAAGUGCAGAGUUUUUCCAACCUCAGCUUCAGGACCUCAUGUGGAGACCACCACUGGCCUCUGCACAGUUGUAAUAAUGUAAUAACAGAGAAUCAACAACCAGUUUUUUGUAUUAUUGAAUGAUUUGCUGGUUGUUUCUUCAACCAAUCAUUUGGUCUGGCAUCAGUAACUCCUAAGAGUCUUCUUAGGAGACUCACUAUAUUCAGAUUUUAAGAAUAUCACUUUUCAGUAAACAAACCACUUAGAAUCACUGACUUUCUGUUAAUAGACUAUCUAUUAUGACUUUAAUACUUUAACUGAUUCAGUUAUGCCACCAUUUCUUGUCCAUCCCACCCUCUGUGUAGCUGUGAGAGACCAAAAAAAAGGUUCUGUUGUGAAACUCUGGCGUUAAGGUUGAAAAAGCCUGCUACCUUGACGACAAACGCCUCAAAGAAAAAGCAUCCAAACCAUCUCGUCGUGACGCAGUUUCAGCUGUGUUAUGUGACUUAGCGAUGAGCUGUUGUGCCUUGGUACUUGAUCACUGUUAAAUGAAAACUGACUGAAGUAUUUGCAAUCCGUCAUAGUAGCAUUAACCUCUGAAAUAGACUCGUCUGCUCUCCGUCACUUGACCGAGAUUCAUUUACAGGCAAUAUAAUUAUUCCUUCGACAGUCCCUGACUGCUGAUGUGAUCGACUGAUCCUCUGUGUCUUCUUCUAAUUUGUGUUUUUACUACUCAUGGUGUGUUUUGUUUUUUUAUUAUUUAAGAGAGCUUUAUUUUGUUUGAUGCACUUUAUUAUUAUGAUUCAGUAAUAGUAUAUUCUCCAGUGUAACCGCUGGUAAAAACUCUGUUACACAGUCAUUACUGUUGACCAUACUUGAUGUAAAAGAGGGACUCUGGUCGACCGAAGCAGAUUCCAGCACUUUGAAACUAUAAAGUCGACCCAGUCAUCGAAACCAAAACCACCAGAUAAGACCAAUGCUGUUAUGUUAUGAAGUAGCACGAUCACUGUGUUUUGGAGGGCAGGGCUGCUCAGCUCCACACCGAUACGCCUGUACUGUUGGAGGACGCAGUUUCAGAUUUAAAAAGAAAAAACUAAACCUGCAGUUUCAUUAAAGUUUCUUUUCCUCAUUUGUGUAUGAAAGACCUGACGUUUUAUUUCCUCAGUGUAAUAUAUUGUGCAUUAUAUUAAAAGAUUUUAA
Messenger RNA from Maylandia zebra (zebra mbuna), 6236 nucleotides. It is a transcript of the gene arhgef49, whose product is annotated as Rho guanine nucleotide exchange factor 49. Gene Ontology annotation, biological process: positive regulation of Rho protein signal transduction. NCBI's taxonomy places the organism in Eukaryota, Metazoa, Chordata, Actinopteri, Cichliformes, Cichlidae. The record is from RefSeq and is a predicted model, not a curated record. Gene Ontology annotation, molecular function: guanyl-nucleotide exchange factor activity.